AUAAUGUCAUUGACCUAUUGUGUCACACGUAAGGUUUUAAUUUGAUUAUGUACUAAGAAUUGAUUAUUGAACAAAUUUUUUUAAUAUCUCUGAAUAAGUAGUCUCCAAAAUGUGGAUAGACGAAGCAGAUGGCUUUGCCGAAAUUUUUAAGGGCUAUUUGCCCUACUAUCUGCUUGUGGCUUUGCCUAUUUUUAUCAUCAUGUCCCCAGUGAACCCGGUUACAGCUUCUCAUGAAUUUUCUGUAUAUAGAAUGCAACAAUACGACCUUCACACAGUACCCCAUGGAUGCCGCAGUGCCAGCUUCAACUUAGAAGGCCGAUCACUCACUUCUUGGAGUACAUCCCGCCAUUGUGUAGUGGCCAGGGUGGAAGAUAUCAGCAUUGAGCAGUUCAUGGAGAUUAGGAGCAAAGCUGGUGCACUGCUCCUGGUGCUGCCCAAAAAUGAUACUGUGUUGACACCUGAAGACAAGGAGCACAUUCAACUUCUUGAGAUGGCAAUGAUUCAGAACGAGGUCAAUGCACCUGUAUAUUUUGCUCAGUGGACACCUGAUUUUGAGGAUAUCCUGAGAGACUUGCAGCACAGCUUCAUCACCGAUGACAAGUCGAAGACGGCUCUGGAAGCUAUGUUUAACAGUGUCUCUUCCAAUGGAUACCAAAUUGUGGUAUCAGCAUCGACCCCUCAGAAGUUAGACUCCAAACCAGUGACCCUGCAUGGCAAGUUGGUGGGACGCUCGGGAUCUGCGCAGACCAUAGUGAUUGCCGCGCAUUAUGACUCUUCUGGUGUUGUGCCUGAAUUAUCCCAAGGCGCAGAUUCCAAUGCGUCCGGCGCGGUGGCCGUGCUGGAGCUGGCUCGCAUCUUCUCCCGGCUGUACUCGACGCCUGCGGUCCGCGGCGGGCCCACCUUACUCUUCGUGCUCACGUCCGCCGGACACUCCCUCAACUACUUCGCUGCUAAGAAGUGGCUGGAGGAGCAGUUGGAUUCAGCCGACGCUUCAUUGCUGCAGGAUGUAUCCUUCGUCAUGUGCCUGGACUCCAUCUCAUCGUCAGCAACCCUCACCAUGCAUGUGUCGAAGCCACCGAAGCCUGGUGGUGCGGCACACUCCAUCAAGUCGAGACUCGGAGUGCCUAUCAACCAUAAGAAGAUCAACUUGGCUGACGAGACUCUCGCCUGGCAGCACGAGAGGUUCAGCAUUAGGAGAAUGACAGCAUUUACAGUUAGCGCUUUACAGAGUCACAAAGAGCCAUCAAGGGGAUCGCUUCUGGAUACACCAUCAGAGCUCUCAGCAUCAAACCUGAUCAAGAAUAUAGGUGUCCUGGCGCGCGCCCUCGCAUCGCACGUGUACAAUCUCACGGACGAAGUCAACGAUGAGGACGCCAUGUUGUAUGAUGAACUAUUGGGCGUGGACGAGGUGGCCAUCAAACAUUGGUACAAAUAUUUGUCGUCGCAACCCAGAGCUCCGCAAAUAAUCACCACACUGCCACCAAAUGCUGGAGUGACGGGAGCAUUGGAGCGGACGCUGUCCAGGUACAUGGAAAUCACCGUGAGUACGCACACGGUCGACAAGCGUGAACCGGAGUAUACGCUGUACGGACCCACCCGGGCGCAGUUGUAUGUUUACAGUGUAAAGCCGGCCGUGUUCGACUUGAUCCUAACGCUGGCUAUCGUGGCGUAUCUCACAGUUGUAUACUUCGCCAUACAAUUUUUCCCGCGCUUCUACGAAGAGUACGCUCGUUUAGUCACUGGAAAGGCCAAGGUGCAAUAGACUACCAACUAAGUCUAAAGAAAACUUUAUGUCUUUAACCAUAAGAGUAAUUUUGCUAUAUCAAAUAGCAACUAUUAAUAUAAAAGAACACAUACCUAUAGCUGAAAAUACCUCAAAAUAUUAUACUAUACCUAAUAUGAUGUAUAUAGAUUUUAUUUAAAAAAAUUGCAUCUCUUAAUGUGACAGUUUGAUUUUUUUUAAGCAAAAAUAAUCUUUAAAGUAACUACGAAAGAUAUCAAUUUACGAAAAAUCAGUAAUGUAAAUAAUAAAUCAUGAUCGAAAUUACCUCCUUUCCAUCCUUAAAUUAUUUUAGAAUUUAAUCUUAUAAAAAAUAAUUACUUUAUUUUUAAAAUAUGUUAAAAUAAAAAAAGAGAAUGUUGACCAAAAUGUACACAUGGAAUAAUAUUAAGCAAUACACUUUAUGUAAAUUUAAAUUAAUUUAUUAAGAAUUUAAUAUAUUUCUUAUGAAAAAAAAAAACAUGUCUCGUUUAUAAGUAUUAUUAUUAAAGUUAAGAUGUUAAAUGCAUUUUGUUUGUACAAAACUACAUUACAAGGAGGCUUCUUAUUUUGUUGGUACAUUUUUAAUUCGAUAUUUUACCGCGUAUUUCAGCAAAUUAUAUAAAAUGGAGAAUUUCUACAGAAACGGUACAGCCCCCAUAGAUGUUUUGAUUAAUAAUGAAUGAAAAAGACGGUAGAUGUUGUUAACUCGUUCUAUCUCGUGCUAGGCUCGUUUGCCAGUUGUCUAUGGGAGCUAAACUCACAAAUUAGAACGGUACCGUAGUAACAAAUCGAGAAAUGGCUUAAAGUCAGCCAAAUGCUAUCGAGCAAUAGGCUAUAUGUUUAAAUGUGUUAGGAAAAGUAAGGAAAACUUGAUCAUGAAAGUGUACGAAUUAAGUUGUAUGUAGGGAUCGGUUGUGAGCACACGUGUGUUAUCUAUUUACCCCAUAAUGGGGUGGCGUUAAGAUGUAAAUUGAUGAAAACUUGAAAAUUGAAAUUUGAUUUACUCAUACUCCCUUAUUCAUAAAAAUGUUUAAACUUACAACAAUUAUAGUGUUUUGUCUUUUUUAUUUUUACGUGUUUCUCAAUUUGAAAGAAAGAGACAAAAGAUUUAUUGUUAAAAUAGAUCUGUGAGUUUGUUAGAGGUAUUUUACUGUCAUUACUAUACAAAUAAGCUCUUAAAAUUCGACUCGGUAUAUCCAUUUAAAUUUACAUUUGUGAUGUACAUAAUAUUAACAAGUCAAAUUUCAAGUCUUUACCAUUUUUUUUUUAUUAAUCGAAUGGUGGGAAUAUGUUAUAUUGGAUAAGAGGAUUGGUUUAUUAUGUUUUGGUAUACUUAUAUCAGUAGAUGAAGCAAUUUUUUUUUUUUUAGAUUUGUGUUUUUAAAAAUUAAAAUAUUACUAAAAUAAAUAAUGUAAAAAUUUAUAUGUAAUUUGGUUUUUAAAAAUAUAUUUGAUCAAUUUUUUUCAGUAUUUUUUUUUCUAUUUAAUCUAAAAUUAUUUAGUGCAUUAACGCAAAUAAAUUGCUUCGGCUACCAAUAAAAGUUUAAAUAUAAAGUGAUAUUAUUGGUGAAUGUAAUGUAUGACGUAGGGGGAUUGGAAUGAACAUUGGUAAAUCGUGUGUAGAGAUUGUGAAAUUUCGAUUUAAGUUAUAUACAUAUUAAGUAUUAAAUACAUUUAAUACUUAAUAAUUGAUUUGUGAUCUAGAAACGAAAAUGGUCAAGUUGUCGAGUGUGUGGACAGCGCCUAAUGUUGCUUAACCACUUUACUGUACACAGACUGCCUCAAAUUGAACUGCAAACAAAAAUAGUACAUAAUACUCGAUGUAUGAUUUAGUUGUAUUGUUCCGUUUAUAAAAUUAUUUAAUUUUUUUUUUUACAAUUCAGACGUUAAAUUAAUCCUAACAAUAAUUCUGUUAUUAAUAACAGUUACCAAUUAUUAAUAAUUAUUAAACAAUUAGCAAUAACAAUGAACAAUUGUCAGUGAUACUUAUUAAAAUGCAUGAUGUAAGUGAAGUCGUUAGAAUCCUUUGAAUGGAGUGUUCUACUAUCGUAAUAGAAUAGUAUCUCCAAAAAAAACAUUGUUCGAAAACGACAAAAAAAUUUACGCCUUCCAUACUGUAACUUUUGAAUUAGAAUGGAGGCUUAAAUUUUUUUGUUUUUUUUUUUUAUUUUUAACUCAGUAAAGAAGAGAGUUCUCAAUUCAGUUUUUUUUUAUGUUUAUUACCUUAUAACUCUGUCAGUUGUAAACUGAUUUCCAAAACUUUUUUUUUUUAUAUAAAAGAAUAUAGUUAUAGAUUGAUUCCAUAGAAAUUUUAUCAAAAUCGAUUGAGCAGUUUAGUUUUGAAAUCAAAAUAAUUGGUUUUGUCGUAUUUGAAGUCUUUUUUUGUAGAAUUUUUUGUAUGAAUUUUUUAUUAAUUAAAUUUCUAUGGAUAUGGGUAUAUACUUAGUUAUAUGUACCUCUAACGAUUUCGUUUUCAUCCUAUGUACCUGUCUUAUAUAAAUACGCGGUUUUUUUUUGCAAACACUUAAAAAUACAUAUUUUAAUAAUAUUUUCUUUAAUAUUUUACGACUAUAAUUAAUUAUUUAAAGUUUUUCAUAACUUCACCGUCCUUGCUUGAAUGUUCCUGAAAUCGAUAUGAAUUUAUGAAGUUACAUUCUUUUGUUUAUUUUAUUAUUUUCUGAAUGACAGCUGUCUUAGCUGGUUUCUGUAACAAAUUGGAAGUUAGUUGUCAUGGAAAAAAAAUUACUAUGCACUAUGUAAUAGAGCUGUAUUUCUAUUUAUUGUAUAGAAAUUAUAUUCAAUAAUGAUGAAUUUCAUAUUAAGAAUGUAUAUGACCAACUUUUUUUUUAUUUUAUUUGAAUUUCGAAGAGGAUCAAAGGAAAAAAUAUAUGAGGAUAUUGUAAUGUAACUACCGGUUGUACUUAUGUGUAAUUAAUUUCUUUUUUAAAAGGCCGGCAGCACACCUGUUAUGCCUUUGGUUUUGCGGGUGAUCAUGGGCGGCGGUAGUUACUUACCAUUAAGUGAGCCGUGUGCAUGUUUGCUCCGUGUGUUAUAAAAAAAAAUUUGCUUACACUCAACGCUUAACAGGCGCGCAUUCAAAUCCGUGCUAACGUCACAGUCAGUCACAGAAUGGUCCUGAAAUUAGUCGAGCUUUCUUAACUUAUAUAUAAAGAAUGUAAAACUUCAAGAUUCUAGACACAGUGGUUUCUGCUGCACUUUGUUAUAUGGGUCAGUCUGUUAACGAACACCCUCUUUUAUGUGUGUAUGUGUUUUAUUACAUUUUGUAACUGCGAACACGUCUUAACAGUCAAAUUAAUAAUUAGGUUCAUGUUAUUAAUUUUUUUAUGCAACUUAGAAUGGCAAACAAGCUGACGGCCCACAUGAUGGAAAGUGGUAACCGUCGCCUAUAGACAUGAGCAGUACCAUGCACAUAACAGAGUAUACUGUUUCGCCCAUGAUAUCCCCGCCUCCCAUUUGUUACCAUUCCUGAGGACUAAUGUGUUAUUCCUCUGUACCCAGUAAAUUCACGCCAUAUCCCACCCUUCAAAUCGAAACACAGCCAUGCAAACACAACUACUUCACGGUGGAAAUACGAAUGGGAUAGAGGUGCCCAAACAAACGACUUUUGUACAAAGUCUCCCUCUGGUAAUAAUUUAUUUUUGUUUGUGUACAUAAUGUUAAUCUUUAUAAUCUGUAUUAUUCUUUGAAAAGAACAAUAAAGUUUUCAUUUAUUUAUUCAUUCAUUCAUUCAUUCAUGUAAAUAAUCCAUAAAAUGGAGAUACAGCUCUGUAUAGUUAAAUAUUUUACCACGCAUGUUAUUUUUAUUAUUUCUUAUGUUACUAGUUUAUGUAAAUAGAUUAAGGUUAAAUUAUACAGUUUACGGUUUUAAGGUCUCAAUGGAAGAUUUUUUAAUUGUAGUCGAGUGUCUUUUGUCUGGAAUCUUUCUAAAUAAUAAAUGGGAUAAAUAUUUUGCAUAAUAUGUUCGUAGGUUUACGUUAAGGGCGUUUAUAACUUUUGCUUACCGAAGUGUGGCAACGUCGGAAUUAUCUGUAAAUUUUCAAAAAUUGUUCAAACAGUGGCGGAUUUGCAGUCUUGGCCGCCCUAGGGCCCAGGCCAUGUACUAAGUACCAGCCACCUCUUUCUCAGCACCCCUCAUACAUAAUGAAUGUAAUUUUUUGCCAACUUUUAUCGAAAUCGAUUAAUGUAGUUAACUAUAAUAUCUGCUGGUUUGUAAUAUUAAAUAAAAAUAGAGGUAGGUUUUGAGAUUUUUUUUUUUGAUGGGUGAAAAUGGUAUGCCCGCCUGCGCUGACGCACGCUGGCGGAGCACCAGUGAAGUACCAGGUUUUGAGACUGGUGGCUCAGAAUCGAAAACGCAUUGUCAAAGAACCGAAUGGGUACUGACAAAACACUGCAUGGUAUCUUAGUAGCUUAGCAUAACGAUAUAAAAGUGGAGCAAAAUAUGUAAAUCUUAAAAAAAGACUUUCUUUUUUUGGUUAUAUUUUUUCUAUGUUUAUUACCUUGUAACUCCGUUAUUUUUAAGUUGAUUUGAAAAGUCUUUCUUUUUAUACAACUAACAAUGGCAACAAGCUGACGGCCCACCUGAUGCAAAGUGGUAACCGUCGCCUAUAGACAUGAGCGGUACCAUGGACAUAACAGAGUAUACUGUUUCGCCUAUAAUACUCCUCUAUGCGUUUUUUUUUUGUGUUUUUAUGUGACGGGAUAUACUUUCAAAUUAGUUUUUGUUAUUGUUAUAUCAAGCGUUAAGUAUUCAUUGCUGAACGUAAGGGGGGUUUUGUCAAUAAUUGCCAUGCUUGGCAGGCGGGUUGGCAACCGCAGUUUGAUUUUUGGUGACGUUUUAAGAGGGACGCUGCUGUCCAUCAUGUGCUCCCAUACUCGUCUCUAACGACAUCCACGGGAAAGAAAGGGGUGGCCUAUUCUAUGCCGGGACGUACACAGCUUUCAGAUAAGUCCCAUAGAAAUUUUUAAAUAGAAGUAACUGAUUUUGCCAGUUGGUUUUUUUUGAGCAACGAAAUCUAUUUUAGAAUUAGCCGCCUGUCCCGGCGUCGCACGGGUGGACAUUUUUACAUUUUAAAAAGUGGCCAUUAAGGCUGCACACGCGACGGAAGCUUAAAAAUGGAAUAACUUCUCCCGUUUUCCCUAAAUUUCCCUUCACUGCUCUGCUCCUAUUGAUCGUAGCGUGACGAAAAGUAUACUAUAACCUGCCCAGAAGUAUGAAGAAUAAUUGUAUCAAGUUUCGUUAAAAUCCGUCUAGUAGUUUUUGUUUCUAUAACGAACAUGCAGACAGACAGACAAAAAAUUUACUAAUUGCAUUUUUGGCAUUGGUAUCGAUCACUAAUCACCCCCUGAUAGUUAUUUUGGGAAUGUAUUUCAUGUACAGAAUUGACCUCUACAGAUUUAUUAUAAGUAUAGAUGGAUUACGUGCACGUCCACGAUAUCAUCGCGGAAAAUCAAAUGUUCCAAUGAUAACAAAUUUUGAAAAAUCUUCGCAAUUGACACAAGAUUGAUUACCUUACUAUUCUAAUAUGAAUCAAAAGAUUAAAUCGAAAAAAUAUGGUGGUAAGUCAAGUACAUAUAUAUAUGUUUAGGGAAAUGGUAAAAUAAAUAUAUAUUGUAUUAGUCACAGGUGUGGAUUUGUCUGCGGUAUUAGUGUUUUAGAACAAAAUAGUAACAUAUGGUUGUUGUAAGUGAAAAUGGUAAACCCUACAUGGAAUUGAUAAUUAAAGUUUUGUUUUUAAA
This is a messenger RNA of Galleria mellonella (greater wax moth), 7518 nucleotides long. Its product is annotated as nicalin-1. Bases 110 to 1762 code for a protein of 550 amino acids. NCBI's taxonomy places the organism in Eukaryota, Metazoa, Arthropoda, Insecta, Lepidoptera, Pyralidae. The record is from RefSeq and is a predicted model, not a curated record. Gene Ontology annotation, biological process: regulation of signal transduction. Gene Ontology annotation, cellular component: endoplasmic reticulum membrane. The transcript is spliced from 10 exons.